CGUUGAUUUACGAGGACGGUUUCUUAAAAAAUAUACAAUAAUUUCUCGCGCCAUAGGAAGAGACAGAGAAGCUCCAUUUUGAAAGGCGAAGUCAAAACAGCUCCAUGGACGCAAUCAGGCACACAUGCCUGAAGCUUGAAGUACCAACCAACGCCCAGCCAGACGAAAGAAGCUCCAUCUUCGUCAAAGGCACUUGGAAUCAUCACCGUUUCGAUCUCUCCAUCACCGACGGCCUCCACGCUUGGACGUGCCAUGCGACGGAGGACGAGGUUCGAUUGCGCGCUGCACAAUGGGACCAAAAACCGUCGGACUAUGUGGCAUUGGCCGAACGCUAUUUAGGGUUUCAACAGCCUGGUUCGAUCUAUGGCUUUGCCGAUGCUGGAAAUGGGUACAAGAGGCUUUCUUGGACAUUUGACAAAGAAGGGAUGAAGUUAGAAUGGCGAUGGAAGUGUCAACCAGCGUCUGAUAAUAAGACAACUACAGCAGAAAUAUUGAACUUUCUUAUGGAUGCAAACAUAAGGCUGAGCGAAGAGGUUGUGAGAAAAACUCAAUCAGUUGAGAGGCUGAAGGCAGAAUCUGAGAAGUGUUUAGCUCAGAGUGAGAAGAUUUGUGAUGAAAAAGUGGAGUUUGAAACUGCAAUAUAUGCAAAGUUUCUGAAUGUCUUGAAUGCAAAGAAGGCAAAGCUUAGAGAGUACAGAGAUCAGCUUUCGAAACAAACCACUACCGGUAGCAAACUGAAACAAGAAGAGUACUCCUCUGAUAAAACCGAAUCUUUUGACGAUGAAAGCGAUGCAGAAAAGAACUGACAGAGUCGUAUGACUUGCGGAUCAAGGAAUGUUAUAUGUUAAGCUUUCUUUCUUUCUUAUUUGAGCACAAAAACAAAUUUGGAGAUUGAGGAUUUGAAUCUUGUACUGAUGAGCUAUAUUUAUAGAGACAGCAACGACACAGACUACACUUUGGAAAAAAAUAUAUAUAUUAUUGUUGGAUUUUGGCUUUGGCUAAAA
Molecule: messenger RNA, 1004 nt
Organism: Cucumis melo (muskmelon)
Lineage: Eukaryota; Viridiplantae; Streptophyta; Magnoliopsida; Cucurbitales; Cucurbitaceae
Product: DNA repair protein XRCC4
Exons: 5
Coding region: 105-806 (233 amino acids)
Biological process (GO): double-strand break repair via nonhomologous end joining; response to X-ray; positive regulation of ligase activity
Cellular component (GO): nucleus; DNA ligase IV complex; DNA-dependent protein kinase-DNA ligase 4 complex
Molecular function (GO): DNA binding
Source: RefSeq, a predicted model, not a curated record